Molecule: messenger RNA, 774 nt
Organism: Durusdinium trenchii
Lineage: Eukaryota; Dinophyceae; Suessiales; Symbiodiniaceae
Source: the annotation of a GenBank genome assembly
GAGGCCUACUUCGGUUGGAUCGCCGAGUAUGGCCUCCAGGCAGACGUCCUCCCCUCCCGCUGGAGCAUGCACGUGGAGCCGCAAACGGGACGCCUCUACUACGUGAACUCCGAAGACGGCAGCAGCAGCUGGGAAAACCCACUGACCGAGAGCUGCCUACGCCCCGUGAUCGACAUUGGCAGAGGCUACCUGCAGGCCCCAUCCGACGGCUAUUUCGAAGAGCAGAAGAUGGCGCUCUGGGCAGCCCACAAGCACAACUUGGAGGGCUGGCAUGGACCUCACGUGGAUGAAGACGGACGCGAGUACUACGCCAACUCCGAGCUCAACGUCUCCUCGUGGCAGGACCCCAGGGAAGAGACACAGUCCCUUGGACUGAAAGCAAGGAGUCCAUGGCCCUCCCUGCCUGUUGAAGCGGACGGAGUCGACCAUUUGCUUUCACAAGCUAGUCUUGACCAAGGUUCAUCCUGGUAUCAACAGGAUCAAUCACUUCGCUUGUUUCCAACACCCCCAUCACCCAUUUCAAAGCCGAUCACGUCCAAGAUGGACACAGCCAGCUGGAUCACGUCCGCAUCAGGUUCAUCUUCGAGCUGCAGAGCGGCCUUUUGGAUGCGCUCGAGGAGCAGCACGUGGGAGCGGCCAGCGGAGCGCGGAGCGGUCAGGGCGGACGGAGCACGUGGCGAGCGCGGUCGCGGAGCGGUCGAAAGGGUCCCGAGGUCCAUGGUGCGGAGGUUGGGCGAAGACCGCUGCAGUUGGGGUUGCUGGUCAAUCAAAUGA